Ictalurus furcatus (blue catfish) is the source of this 2753-nucleotide messenger RNA. RefSeq names its product actinin alpha 3b (gene actn3b). The transcript has 21 exons. NCBI's taxonomy places the organism in Eukaryota, Metazoa, Chordata, Actinopteri, Siluriformes, Ictaluridae. The record is from RefSeq and is a predicted model, not a curated record. The coding region runs from base 60 to 2753 and encodes 897 amino acids. Gene Ontology annotation, cellular component: plasma membrane; cell junction; cell projection. Gene Ontology annotation, molecular function: calcium ion binding; actin filament binding. Gene Ontology annotation, biological process: actin cytoskeleton organization; muscle cell development.
UUACAGAAAAGUUGAGAAAAACAAGUGGUUUAUACAGGGAUAUCGGAAGCCCUUUGAAAAUGACAGCUGUCGAGACGCAAGUGCAAUACAACACCACGUACACGGUGAUGACGACGAAUGAGUACAUGACUCAGGAGGACGACUGGGACAGGGACCUGCUGCUCGACCCUGCCUGGGAGAAACAGCAGAGGAAGACAUUCACAGCCUGGUGUAACUCUCACCUGCGGAAGGCUGGCACUCAGAUCGAGAAUAUUGAAGAGGACUUCAGAAAUGGCCUCAAGCUCAUGCUGCUGCUCGAGGUCAUCUCAGGUGAAAGAUUGCCCAAACCCGACAAGGGCAAGAUGCGAUUCCACAAAAUUGCCAACGUGAACAAGGCUCUGGAUUACAUCUGCAGCAAGGGAGUAAAACUGGUGUCCAUUGGAGCUGAAGAGAUUGUUGAUGGUAACGUGAAAAUGACUCUCGGAAUGAUCUGGACCAUCAUCCUCCGUUUCGCUAUCCAGGACAUCUCAGUGGAAGAGACCUCUGCUAAAGAGGGUCUGUUGCUGUGGUGCCAGAGGAAGACUGCCCCCUACAGGAACGUUAAUGUACAGAACUUCCACAUCAGCUGGAAGGAUGGCCUCGCUCUGUGCGCCCUCAUCCACAGGCACAGACCUGACCUCAUUGACUACUCCAAACUGAGAAAGGACGACCCCAUUGGAAACCUGAACACAGCAUUCGAGGUAGCUGAGAAAUAUCUGGACAUCCCCAAAAUGUUGGACGCUGAAGAUAUUGUGAACACUCCGAAGCCUGAUGAGAAGGCCAUCAUGACCUACGUGUCCUGCUUCUAUCACGCCUUCGCUGGAGCUGAGCAGGCUGAAACUGCUGCUAACAGGAUUUGUAAAGUCCUGGCAGUGAACCAGGAGAAUGAGAGGCUGAUGGAGGAGUAUGAGAAACUGGCCAGUGAGUUGCUGGAGUGGAUCCGUCGGACGAUCCCAUGGCUGGAGAACCGUGUUGCGGAGCAGACCAUGCGUGCCAUGCAGCAGAAGCUGGAGGACUUCAGAGAUUACCGCCGUGUGCACAAGCCGCCACGCGUGCAGGAAAAAUGCCAGCUGGAAAUCAACUUCAACACCCUGCAGACCAAACUGAGGCUGAGCAACAGACCCGCCUUCAUGCCCUCUGAAGGAAAGAUGGUUUCGGACAUUGCCAAUGCAUGGAAAGGCUUGGAACAGGUUGAGAAAGGUUACGAGGAGUGGCUGCUGACCGAGAUCCGCCGCCUGGAGAGACUGGACCACCUGGCUGAGAAGUUCAAGCAGAAGUGCAAUCUCCACGAGUCCUGGACCGCAGGAAAGGAAGACUUGCUGUCUCAGAAGGACUAUGAGUCUGCAUCUCUGAUGGAGAUCAGGGCUCUGAUGAGGAAGCACGAGGCGUUUGAGAGUGACCUUGCCGCCCACCAGGACAGAGUGGAGCAGAUCGCCGCUAUCGCCCAGGAGCUCAAUGAACUAGAUUACCAUGAUGCUGCUACUGUGAACGCUCGCUGCCAGGCCAUCUGUGACCAGUGGGACAACCUGGGCACUCUGACCCAGAAGAGGAGAGAUGCUCUGGAGCGUGUGGAGAAACUAUGGGAAACUAUUGACCAGCUUUACCUGGAGUUUGCGAAGAGGGCAGCACCAUUUAACAACUGGAUGGACGGAGCCAUGGAGGAUCUGCAGGACAUGUUUAUCGUACACAGCAUUGAGGAGAUCCAGACUCUGAUCACAGCUCACGACCAGUUUAAGGCCACUCUCCCAGAGGCAGACAAAGAGCGUAUGGCCAUCAUGGGUAUCAUAAACGAGAUCAUGAAGAUCGCUCAGACCUACGGCAUCAAGCUGUCUGGAAUCAACCCAUACACCAACCUCAGCCCUCAAGACAUCACCAACAAGUGGGAGACUGUGAAGCAGCUGGUGCCCCUCAGAGACCAGAUGCUUCAGGAGGAAGUUGCCAGACAGCAGGCCAACGAGAGGCUGAGGCGGCAGUUUGCCGCCCAGGCUAAUAUCAUCGGACCCUGGAUCCAAACCAAGAUGGAGGAAAUCGGCCAUGUGUCUGUGGACAUUGCUGGCUCUCUGGAGGAACAGAUGAACAACCUGAAGAAUUAUGAGCAGAACAUCAUCAACUACAAAUCCAACAUCGACAAACUGGAGGGAGACCACCAGCUCAUCCAGGAGGCUAUCAUUUUCGAUAACAAGCACACAAACUACACCAUGGAGCAUAUCCGUGUGGGCUGGGAGCAGCUGCUCACCACCAUCGCCCGCACCAUCAACGAGGUGGAGAACCAGAUCCUGACCCGUGAUGCUAAGGGCAUCAGCCAGGAGCAGCUCAACGAGUUCAGGGCCUCUUUCAACCAUUUCGACAGGAAGAGAAACGGCAUGAUGGAUCCCGACGAUUUCCGCGCCUGUCUCAUCUCCAUGGGCUACGAUCUGGGUGAGGUGGAGUUUGCCCGCAUCAUGACUCUGGUGGAUCCCAACAACACGGGCGUGGUCACCUUCCAGGCCUUCAUCGACUUCAUGACUCGCGAGACAGCUGAGACGGACACAGCCGAGCAAGUGAUGGCCUCCUUUAAGAUCCUGGCUUCCGACAAGUCCUACAUCACGGUGGAGGAGUUGCGCAGGGAGCUUCCCCCAGAGCAGGCCGAGUACUGCAUCAGCCGCAUGACCAAGUUCACCGGGCCGGACAUCCCUGCAGGCGCUCUCGACUACAUCUCCUUCUCCAGUGCUCUCUACGGCGAGAGCGACUUAUAA